CAAAUGUCUUCAGUGCUGGGCUGAGUUGAAGUCUGAACUUGCAAUAUACCAUGGAAUCCAGAAGAUCAGAGUGCAAAGAGCCUGCUGUGGAUCUCCUCGGAAACAGGGAUGUGGAAUUUGUACAUACUGGAUAUGGAAAGGAUAUGGUCAAAGUUCUCCACAUCCAACGUGAUGGCAAAUACCACACCAUUAAGGAAGUGGCAGCGUCGGUCCAGCUUACUUUGAGGACCAAGAAAGAUUACCUCUUUGGAGACAACUCUGACAUUAUCCCCACAGACACUAUCAAGAACACUGUCCAUGUUCUGGCAAAAUUCAAAGGGAUCAAAACCAUAGAGACCUUUGCCAUGGAUAUUUGCGAGCACUUCCUUUCUUCAUUUAACCAUGUUACUCGAGUCAAAGUCUAUAUUGAACAGGCUCCCUGGAAACGUUUGGAAAAGAAUGGAAAGGAGCACGUCCAUGCAUUUAUCAACACUCCCACUGGAACCCACUUCUGUGAAGUUGAGCAGUAUCCAAAUGGACCCCCAACCAUUCACUCUGGCAUCAAGGACAUGAAGGUUUUGAAAACAACCCAGUCUGGAUUUGAAGGCUUCAUCAAGGACCAGUUCACGACCCUUCCUGAAGUGAAGGACCGGUGCUUUGCCACCCAAGUUUACUGCAAGUGGCGUUACAAUCGGUUCCGGAAUGUGGACUUCCAAACAGUGUGGAAUGGUGUUCGGGAUAUUGUCUUGGAGAAAUUUGCUGGGCCAUGUGACAAAGGAGAGUAUUCCCCUUCAGUUCAGAAGACCCUCUAUGACAUUCAAGUGUCGUCCCUGAGCCAAACUCCAGAGAUAGAAGACAUGGAAAUCAGCCUCCCGAACAUUCACUACUUCACCAUCGACAUGUCCAAAAUGGGGCUGAUCAACAAAGAUGAGGUUCUGCUCCCUACUGACAACCCAUAUGGCAAAAUUACUGGCACGGUCAAAAGGAAACCAUCUUCAAAGUUGUAACUCAUUUUCACCAGUCAUCGAAAGCCAUCCCUCUGCUGAAGACAUGUCAGAUUGUUGUAGUAGUAUUGAGUGUCACAACAAAAAGCUUUGCUUGUUAAGUGCCAGGUUAAUUUAUAGGGUGUAUUUUCUUCCCUGAUUCAAUCAUUUCUCUCUACUGGACUUACCUCACCGAGAUGUUCUAUGGAUGAACUCAUCAGUGGCUGUGACAUGCUUUGCAAAAACAGAAUGUUCUAUGAAAGCAAUGAUAAUUAACCAUAGACCAACUUUCCCUUUGGGUCAGCUUGUGCUUUCUCUGAUUCCUGAAGCAUUCAAAUAGAAUCAUUAAGAAACUAAUAAUAAAUUAUAAAGAUGCAAAAAUCAAUUAAUUAGACUCUGAGUUAGGGAGAAAAAUAUCCAAUAAUGUUUUUGUGCAUGUGAUGGCAAAUUUCUCUUAUGGAUGACGCAGAUAGUUUAAUGAUAGAAUCACAGCAAAAAUUCAUUACCAGGGUAACUUCAAUUAGUGUCUGAGUACCGCAAAUCUGUAAGCACAAUGGAGUCCAGGGAGUCCUGGGAGCUCAUAUGCCUAUUUUAAUGACAUAUUUGUGAUUCUAUGCCUUGACAAUAUGUUGGGUUUUAAUUUUUUGCAGUCUAUAAAUAAUGAUAAUCACAUAAAGGGUCAGGAGGGAAUAUUCAGAUUGUUUCUCCUUUAAUCAUUGAAUCACUAUGUACAAAAGAGCUACACUUAAUAAACACUGAUUAUUUCA
Vombatus ursinus (common wombat) is the source of this 1729-nucleotide messenger RNA. Its product is annotated as uricase-like. Gene Ontology annotation, biological process: purine nucleobase catabolic process; urate catabolic process. The record is from RefSeq and is a predicted model, not a curated record. Bases 51 to 986 code for a protein of 311 amino acids. Gene Ontology annotation, cellular component: peroxisome. Gene Ontology annotation, molecular function: urate oxidase activity. NCBI's taxonomy places the organism in Eukaryota, Metazoa, Chordata, Mammalia, Diprotodontia, Vombatidae. The transcript is spliced from 8 exons.